This is a messenger RNA of Symbiodinium sp. CCMP2592, 900 nucleotides long. NCBI's taxonomy places the organism in Eukaryota, Dinophyceae, Suessiales, Symbiodiniaceae. The record is from the annotation of a GenBank genome assembly.
AUGGUUGGGCUGUCCAGGUGGGCCUCUUCAUUCCUUGUAGUCUUCAUCAUUCAUCUGCUGCAUUCGCAGCAAGCCUCGGCUGCCCGAAUCACUGGAAGUGAGACAGACGAAGCCGCGCAGGAGCACAAUGCAACGCUCACUGCUCAGAAGCAUUUGCCAGCGGGCGUUGAGACGGCAGGCGCCACGAGCCCGCCGUCGGCACAUUCGAAGCUCUUCCCUGCCUUGAAUUGGCGCCAGCAGCGCCUCCUGAUGCUCCUUGUUGCCCUCUCCAUGGUGGUCGUUGCAGUGGCAUGGCUUGUAGCAUCUGGCCUUCAGAUUUUCUUUCAAGCUCGGGCGGCGAGAUCCGUUCUCAAGCAGAGGCUGAACAACCACGAGGAAACUCUGGUCUCUGCCAAGGCAGUCGUAGAAGCCAAGUCUGAGAUCUUACGCGGCAUGUUGGACUCAGCCCUUCUGCAUGCUGUGGCCGAAAAAGACGCUUCGGAAAAAGUCCUGGCAGCUCUCUUCAGCGAGAUAAUGGAGAAGGUUUGGGACUACGCGAAGUCUGGCAUGCUGGAAGAGGAGGUCAUGGUGGUCCUGGAAACCGCAUUGGAGAGCAAAGAGGAGUGCGUGACGACAGAGAUGCGCCGGGAGCUGACGCUGGACUUCCUCGCCUCCGUCCUGCAGCAAGCAGAUGGACCUGGACGGCAGGGCAAACUCCUCUCCGGCCUGGCAACUGCCAUCCAGCAGCAGAUGCGAGUUCUUGUGAAAGACGGCUUGGUCGCGCGCAAGGUGCUCCUAGACAUCGCAGCUGCGAAGGAGACAGACAGUUUGCUCGACCAGCGCCUGCAGUUUCUCUUGAACCAAGAGGCAUGCUGCGCAGGAACUGGCGGUUCAGGCUGCUGGGGUGGCAUAUGUCGCUGA